Helicoverpa armigera (cotton bollworm) is the source of this 1693-nucleotide messenger RNA. RefSeq names its product 3-oxoacyl-[acyl-carrier-protein] synthase, mitochondrial. Gene Ontology annotation, biological process: fatty acid biosynthetic process. The record is from RefSeq and is a predicted model, not a curated record. The transcript has a single exon. Gene Ontology annotation, molecular function: 3-oxoacyl-[acyl-carrier-protein] synthase activity. Lineage: Eukaryota; Metazoa; Arthropoda; Insecta; Lepidoptera; Noctuidae. Bases 232 to 1527 code for a protein of 431 amino acids. Gene Ontology annotation, cellular component: mitochondrion.
CUGUAGAUUUUGUUAUUAAAUAAAAUGAGAGGGAUUUUGGAGGUUAAUAAGUUAUGUAAAAUAAUAUUGUAAAUUAAUUGAAAUGAAUGGAGAUAAGUAGAAGCCAUUUAAAUUAUGCCUACUUGUGAAUAAACUUAUUGAAUUCCGAGUAAUUUACUUAAAGUUGGAAAGAAUCAACUGUAUGAAAAAAUAUAUAAAUUAAAACAUUAACAUCAUUGAUAAAAUUACAUCAUGUCUGGAAGACUAAUUAAUCAAAUAAGGACAAUCACGCAGUCUCCGCAUAAAAGAAGAGUCGUUGUAACAGGCCUUGGAGUUGUCUCUCCCCUCGGCACUGGCACUGAGCUGGUAUGGCAGAAUAUUUUGAAAGGUCAAUGUGGUAUAGUCGCUCUGCCAGGCAACGAGUAUUCUAAAUUACCAUGUAGAAUAGCUGGAUUGAUCCCUUCAGAGAAAGACGAUGUAGUGGCUAAGGCACUGUCGAAAUCCAACCUAAAAUCCAUGGCUCCUGCUACAUGCCUUGCUCUUGUAGCGACAGCAGAAGCACUGGCAGAUGCGAAAUGGUCGCCAGCAUCGGAACAUGAUAAAGAGGCAACAGGAGUAGCUAUAGGUAUGGGAAUGAUAGAUUUAAAGGAUGUAUGCGACACAAAUGAUGCAUUGAAAGUAGGAUAUAAUAAAGUCAGUCCUUUCUUUGUACCAAGAAUCUUACCAAACAUGGCAGCGGGUCACAUAAGCAUUAAGUAUGGUUUUAGAGGUCCAAACCAUGCAGUAUCUACUGCAUGUGCCACAGGUGCACACUCUGUUGGUGAUGCCUUUAGAUUUAUUAGAAAUGGGGAUGCAGAUGUCAUGGUGUGUGGAGGUGCAGAAGCUUGUAUCAGCCCUCUUGCCAUUGCAGGAUUUAGUCGCCUAAGGGCACUGAGCACAUCCUUUAAUGAUAACCCAACUAAAGCCUCUAGACCCUUUGACAAGAAAAGAGAAGGUUUUGUCAUGGGUGAAGGUGCUGCUAUUUUGGUUUUAGAAGAGUAUCAGCAUGCAUUAGACAGAAAUGCAAAAAUAUAUGCAGAAAUAUUAGGAUAUGGCUUAUCUGGAGAUGCAAGUCAUAUAACUGCCCCAAGAGAUGAUGGGAGUGGGGCAGUGUUGUCAAUGAAGCGUGCAUUGAGAGAUGGCUGCAUUGACACAGAUAAAAUUACCUACAUCAAUGCUCAUGCCACAUCUACUCCUGUAGGAGAUGGUAUAGAAGCAACAGCCAUAAAAACUCUAUUUCAAGAUCACAGUUCAAAUAUAUUGGUUUCCUCAACAAAAGGAGCUCAUGGGCAUUUGCUAGGUGCCGCUGGUAAUUUGGAAGCCAUAUUCACUAUAUUAGCUUGCCAUCAUGGAGUGAUACCACCAACAAUCAAUUUAGAGGAACCUGUUGAUGAUUUGAAUUAUGUUGCUAAUGAAUCAAAACCUUGGAAUGCAGACAGAAGAAUUGCAUUGAAAAAUUCUUUUGGUUUUGGUGGAACAAAUGCAACACUUUGUAUUGGACAGAUGUAACUUUUCAAAUAUUAAUGUAGAUAGAUGAUUAUUUUUAAUAAAAAAAUGGGAAAUAAAUCCUGAUGAAGAAAUAGUACUUCCAAACUACAACUACAAGACUGGGAUGAACUAAGUGUAUAAUUUUGGGUAUAACAUGUAAAUAGAAAUAAAACUUUUUAUCACUGUA